CCCGGUCUGCGCAGACCUCCUCUGCGCAUCGUGCAUGUGCUACAGGAAAAUUUCUCUCAUCUAACCUGAAUCACCUAAAUAUUAUACUUUUAAACAUAUUUAUAUUCAGAUGUGUACAUAAACUCACUAUUUAAAUACCCAUCAUCAUCAUUUUUGAGAUUUUGUCAAACUUAGAGUCAAAGUCAUGGUCAUGGAAACUCCUAGUCCACAAUGUGUUGGCCGUGAGUUCGUGAGGCAGUACUACACCCUGCUUCAUGAGGCUCCGGUCCAUCUUCACAGAUUUUACAGUCACAACUCCUGUUUUGUGCAUGGUGGAGUUGAAAAGCCAGGGGAAGAGCAACCUCCUGUGAUGGGACAAGCUGAUAUUCACAAGAAGAUCAUGUCUCUCAACUUCCGAGAUUGCCAUGCAAAAAUCCGUCAGGUGGAUAGUCAGGCGACAGUUGGAAAUGCGGUUGUUGUGCAGGCAAGAAAAGUAUCUCUCUCUUUUUUAGACUCUGAACAGGAUGUUGUUGAAAAUGGCCAGCAAGUGGAUUCAGGGACUCAAGAGUCCACUACGUCUUUCUAUGAUCAACCUCCACCCCUCAGCAAUGGGUCAUCACAUGUUGAGGAUGUUGACGAGGCUGUUGGUGUAGCAGAAGAGGGAAAGGAUGUUGAAGAGAAGCUUGAGCUGGAAGAUGAAAAGUUUGAUGAGAAGGUGGAGUUGAAGUCUUCUCCUGGAACUACAUCUGCUGCAAUAGCCCCGUCACCUGCAACUACAACACCUGCGACUGCCAGCACUAUUACAGAAUCAUCGCAUGACGAUGAGGAGGAACCACAAGCUUUCGCGCCAAACAAAAUGGCGGCUGCCAACCGGGUUGAUGGCGAUGAAAUAUUCAACUACCCUUGCGGGAAAGGCAGAUCCAACUUGAACCGAAACCUUUUUCUUGGGCUGCAAUGGCCAGUAAAAAACACGGUGUCAGGAUCUGCCCCACCUCCAGUGUCGAGCCCUACUGUCAAGUCUCAACAGACAAGACCAGAGCCCAAACCUGACCCAAGCCUGGCUGCUGCUGCUGCUGCUGCUCCACAGCCUCAGAGACCUCCAAGGACUUUCAAUGAUGAAGGGCCUGAUUCUUUUAGACAAGCUCGGGAACAGCGGAGUGAACAGCGAGGCGAGAGAACAAGUAUGAGUCGAGAUGAUGGUGACAAUGACAGUAUCAGUGGAAGAAGGGGCUCUCGCUUUCCAGAUAGCCACCAGCUCUUUGUUGGAAACCUACCACACAACAUUUCAGAAAAAGAACUGAAAAGUUUUUUUGAACACUAUGGAAAAGUAAUGGAACUCAGAAUCAACACUAAGAGUGGUGGGGGAAAAUUGCCAAAUUUUGGUUUUGUGGUGUUUGACAGUCCUCAGCCUGUACAGGACAUCUUGAGAAUUAAGCAAACUCAGCCCAUUAAGUACAAUGGUGAACACAGAUUAAAUGUUGAAGAAAAGAAGCCCAGAGGAGAUGGUGGUCGAAUUGGAGGAGGUGGUCGUGGUGGAAGUACACGUGGUGGAGGAAUGGGCCGGGGCUCAAGUGGUUUUGGUGCCCCAGGGCGUGGUAACAUGAGGUCUGGAGGAGGCGGAAUGGGACGAGGAGACAGAGGAGGGUUUGCGAGCCCAAGGGGCGGCCUUCAAAUGGGUGGAGGACGACGCUGAUGAUGAUGGUCCAUGGUGCUUAAACUUCUGAAAGUAUGCAAUUCUGAGCUGAAGUAGACAGGCAUAUCAAAUUUGAAGCUGUCUUUAAAAUGGUCCCUUCUGGUGCAGUCAGUACAGCUGUAUGGUUGUUUGAUUGUGCUUUGUUUUUGAAUUAUAGUAAAGUUCAAAGCAAAGUGCACCCUCUAUUUAAGAAUACUUUGUGAUUAUUAUUUUGUCCUAAACGUGUCUAAGAAUGGGGCAAUGGAGUGGAAUGGACUUUCAGUGAUACAAAGAAACCCUCCUUUCCCUUGUCAGUGCAUCAUUCCUUGAGAUGAACGAUAGAACCAAUGAAACCAAUUUAAAAAAAUUGUACAGUAAAGUAAUAUAAGACGUGCGCAGAACGGGUCUCAAUUGGUUUGCAUUGGUGCUUCUGAAUACUGGUGUUGCUCAGUGAUACAAGGAGUGAUGUGAGUGAUGGCAGAAUUGCAUAUUUUCUCAUCUUUAUAUGUGAACUGUGUCAUUGUUACAUGCUGCAUAAAAUACAAAAAAAGACUCCUGGUUUUGUCUGUGGCAGUUCCAUUUAGCUGUAACAACUUCAAGAUCCACUCAUGUACAUUUGUUGUAAAAAUGGAUUAAAACAUGAAAAUUAUGAAAGAUCAGUGUUAUUUUCAUACUGUUUAAAAGAAACUGUUUUUUAAUAUAUAUAUAUAUUUUUUCUUUUUUUUCUUCUUUUUCUUUUCUCCUCUUUAUUUUUUUGGUCCACAAAUGUGAAUUGACAUAGAAUGUUUGUUUGAUUGUAACACUAUGCAAAGUAUGUGCAGGUAAAUAUCAUCUCCAUGCUUUGUUUUUCUGUGCUCUGUAAUCUUCUUUCCCUGCUCGCCACUGCUGCCUCUGUUUGUUACUGUGUGCCAAGCUGUUUCAGAGGGCAGGGGAAAAGAACAUUCCUUCUUGUUGCUAGCCUCAUAUAUCCCUAACCCCAUCCACUCCAUAGUCGGCAGUUAAUCAUGGCGAUAAAGCUCUUAUUUGAAGUAUUACAUAGUAUUGAAGGGACAUAAGGGAAAUAUAUUUUAAGGUUGCUGUUAUAAGGAAGUUGAAGUUCACUGGGUAAUAGGGUUUUGCAUCCAUAAAUCCUUUGUGGAAACCCUGCCAUUGCAGAUAAUUUGUCAGUUGUCAUGCAAAACAGUUGCCAGUGAUUAGAGAAAAAUAAGUUCAUUUUUCAAUGUCAAUCAUCAAUCCAUUUCAUUAGAUUGAUUUGUUUGCAGUGUGUAAAUCAACUAUUUAUUACAUUUAUUGUUGGGCUAAAAUUAAUGAAUUUAAUAUGUCAUAAUAUGUUCAUUUUACAUCAGUUGCUCAUAUAGAUCAGCCUGCAGAUACUUAACCAAAGAAACUUGGCCUCUGAAAUGUAUCUUAUGACUGGUUGCCUUUUUUGUUUGGCUCAUCACAAUUCUGAACACCUUCAGCAUUUUGAAUAGGUUGAGAACAACGCUGGUAUGUAGAAUUCCAAUGAUAUUCCUUCUGAAGCUACCAGGUUGUUACGACUGACCUCAAACUAUAAUUGAUACCACUGAAAUUCUAUUCAGUUGUGACAAAACAAGAACCUAAUCAGAUUUGUAACUUCAGCAUCACAGAAUGCCGGUUGUCUUUCAUUCGUCAGAUACAAGUCUGGUAUUUCCUAUUUCCAUGUUGGCAUCUUGUAAGAUAUCACGUACUCACCUGCAGUGGCAUUGUGAGAAGAUGACAACCAGUAGGUCAUUAUCACCUGUCAUGACUGCCUGGUUCACUUUUCUGUGUUCCUGUGGGCAUCAGUUGUGAGACCAAUCUUGUAUGUAUUGUAUAUUCCAACUGAGGUGGUUUCCAGUUCCCAACAAUUCUUGAUGUAAUCGGAUACAAAUCAACUGUCCAGCUGCACGUUUUCAAUAAAAUUCCUAGGAUUUUU
Messenger RNA from Haliotis rubra (blacklip abalone), 3587 nucleotides. Its product is annotated as ras GTPase-activating protein-binding protein 2-like. Gene Ontology annotation, cellular component: ribonucleoprotein complex; cytosol. Lineage: Eukaryota; Metazoa; Mollusca; Gastropoda; Lepetellida; Haliotidae. The coding region runs from base 185 to 1672 and encodes 495 amino acids. Gene Ontology annotation, molecular function: mRNA binding. The transcript is spliced from 12 exons. The record is from RefSeq and is a predicted model, not a curated record.